Camelina sativa (false flax) is the source of this 1128-nucleotide messenger RNA. RefSeq names its product dof zinc finger protein DOF1.7. Lineage: Eukaryota; Viridiplantae; Streptophyta; Magnoliopsida; Brassicales; Brassicaceae. The record is from RefSeq and is a predicted model, not a curated record. Gene Ontology annotation, molecular function: DNA binding; DNA-binding transcription factor activity. Gene Ontology annotation, biological process: regulation of DNA-templated transcription.
CCACCAAAUAGAGCUCCACUCUUUAUCUCUCUUCUCUCUAUAACUUACAACUUCUUCCCCCAAAUUCAAGAAUCCAUUUUUUUUUUGUUGUUGUUGUUUCCUCUCUUUUUUAAAGGUCUCUCUGUGCACAACCCAAAACAAAAACAUUUUCUUGUAAUUAAGUCAGAGAAGAAAAAAAAAAAGGGGAAGAAAAAAAAAAAUGCAGGAUAUGACGUCAGCUGCAGCUUAUUACAACCAGUCGAUGAUGAUGAUGGCGACAGCCGCGGCGGCUAAGCAGAGCCAAACAGAGUUACUACCAGAACAAGAACAGCUAAAGUGUCCUCGCUGCGACUCACCAAACACCAAGUUCUGUUACUACAACAACUACAACCUCUCACAGCCCCGUCACUUUUGCAAAAACUGUCGCCGUUACUGGACCAAAGGCGGCGCUCUCCGUAACAUCCCCGUCGGCGGCGGAUCUCGCAAGAACAACAAACGUUCCGGUUCUUCUUCUUCAUCUUCACCGUCGAGUAGUAGUAGUAACCUCAAGAAUCAUCAAACCGUCUCUGCUGAGAAACCUCAUGAUCAUCAUCAGUCCGGGUCCGGGUCAAAACCAGAGGAAGUGAGGGUUACUACGGGUCAAGAUAUGGAUCCGACCCGGAUGUUAUACGGGUUACCCGUUGGUGAUCAGAAUGGUACUGGUGGGAGUUUCAGUUCGCUCUUGGCUUCGAAUUUGCAAGUGGGUGGUGGGCUUGUUUACGAAUCCGGCUCGCGUUGGUUUCCGGGUAUGGACUUGGGUUUGGGUUCGGGUUUACGGAGGAGUAACGAUGACACGUGGACUGAUUUAGCUAUGAACAGAGUGGAGAAGAAUGGGAAUUAAAGAAGUGAAGGGUAAUUUGGUAAAUUUAAUAUAGCUGUCUUACCUUUUUAUUUUUUAGUCAUCUCCUAGUCAAAUAUAACAACAAAUGAUGUCGGUCCAUUUAGCCUCUUUAAAAAAAAAGAAAAAUUAUUAUUCACUUUUCUUUUGCCAUUUUCUUUUUCUUCAAGAUUUGGCUUUAGCGAGUGUUAUUUUAAUAGUACUAAUAUUUAUUGGAAUUAUUGAAUGAGGAUUGAAUAUCGUUUCAAUAUAUAUAUAUUUGUGAAUCUGAA